GGUCCCGCCGACUACUGUUCUGCCGGGGGUCCUGCCAACCCUAUAUCCUGUCCUGUUGGGGGUCCCGCCGACACCUGCUCCGCCGGGUUUCCUGCCAACACCAUGUCCUGUCCUGUUUGGGGUCCCAUCAACACCAGCCCUUGCUCCGUCGUGGGUCCCACUGACACCGCGCCUGUCCCGCCGGGGGUUCCACCAGCUCCUGCCCGUCCUUGUGCCCGGCCCGCUGAGUUCCCCGGCCGCGGCCUUCGCCCUCGAGCCCGGCCAUCUGAGUGCCGCAGUCUUCGCCCUCACGCCCGGCCCCCUGAGUUCGCCCGCUGUGGCCUUCGCCCCUUUAUGAACUCUGCCUUGCCCCCGGGCCGUCCGCCUGAGACCCCCACCACGAACUCUGACUUGCCCCCGGGCCGUCCGCCUGAGACCCCCACCACGAACUCUGCCUUGCACCCGGGCCGUCAGCCCGAGACCCCUUCCUGAUCCUCUGCCGUGCCCCCGGG
This is a messenger RNA of Notothenia coriiceps (black rockcod), 491 nucleotides long. RefSeq names its product basic proline-rich protein-like. The coding region runs from base 103 to 471 and encodes 122 amino acids. NCBI's taxonomy places the organism in Eukaryota, Metazoa, Chordata, Actinopteri, Perciformes, Nototheniidae. The record is from RefSeq and is a predicted model, not a curated record. The transcript has 2 exons.